AUGGCCAGUGAAGUCUCAGAUACCCCAUUUCACAACACCGCGAACAAAAUGGGGCCCAGAACUUUUCUGACCACUGACCUGAGACACCUGAACAAGCCCCGCACCCUAGAGCCCGGUGAAACCCUCAUUAUCCGGUACAAGAAUUCCCUUCGGCAGUACAAAUCCGACGUCUGGAUUGGCGUAGUUUUGCCAGACCAAUUCGGCCCAACCAGACACAUCUCUCGCCGCCCUGUUGGUGCCCAGCCGAUUGAAGGUGAGUGGAUGACACACCCGAAAGACCGGAUGUAUUCCGUGUACCUUCCGGGGCGAAAUAUGUACAAAUGGGUCGGACUCCAGGAUAUCUUUGUCCUCAACGAGAAGACAGUCAACGUUCUUCGACGCGCCGGGAGGGAGCCAGACGCUAAGAUCUGGGACGAUCUUAUAGACAUUAUCCGAACUGAGCCCGGGCUCGACUUCUGGAAGAACAUGUCUCUCCAGGAACUAGGUGCCAAAGGAAAACGAGGCAAGGAACUCCGUCUCGUGUUACCGAGUGGCCAUGAAGACCUUGUCUCCGGCGGAGAAAGCCAUGGUGACGACGAGCUCGAGGAAGAUGAAGAUGAACAUAAAGAAGUUCCAUCAGAUAACAUGGAGCCUAGUACUGAUAUUGCAUCUCGCUCAUCUAAUGAGCAAACAACUAUCAGAUCAUUUUCUGACGCGCGUGCUGCACAGGGUGUUCAGUUCAGGCAGACAUUGAAAUUGCUUCAAGGUGCCCACUCCACUGCAUCUCCAUCAGAAAAAACCACUUUUGCAGACAGAGAGGGUUCUAGUUUAGGGAUGACACGGAAAUUCAACCCGUGUCCCCCUCUGAUGCCUCCCACUUCUUCUCCUUCUCUCCCAACCUCAUCGGUGUUCAUUACCCCACCAACCAGCAUGACUCAAGGCACCGUGCCUAAGGUUGAGAGUGAUACUAGUGCUAGUGGUAUUGCUUCAAAUGUGGCACCCCAGCAACCCGUUGCAGAGUUCUCAAUCUUUGAUUUGACCCUCAGCCAAGCUCUGAACCACGUAUUCCUGAAUCAAAACGAGGCCGCCAAGAUCACCGAUGUGUUUCUCGGCGCGGUGGCCCUCGAAAGACAGCCCGAACGCCUGCAGAUUCGUGAAUACUUAGCGGAUGGCGAAUUCCUCCCUCGCCUGAUCACACUGAAAAGCUCAGGAUUCUCUCAUCCCACUCCAUUCCCAGCUCUGGAUUCCAACAGCAGCACCACCUUCCGCCUGGUUGGCGACCAAAUGGGAAUUGGUCAAAGCUUCAAACUCCAGGGCGUGAGCAAUAGUCUCGAUCUGGAAAAUGCCAUUACCACCCUCGGAAAAGUGUACCUUCAAGCCCGCCGUUUUGGCCUGAUGGAUUUGGUUUAUCGAAUUACAUUCAAGCUCCAAGUCGCCUGGAACUGCUACCCAGAGCUAUACCAAUCCAAACCUCUUCUCGAAGUUGCCUAUCUUGCCUUCUCUGGCUGGACAGAGUUUGAUGAGGCUAAAUGCGACUACCUCCAGUCAUGGCUCAUUCACUUCAUUGCUGAGGCAUCCGAUUUGCUCACAUACAAUGCCAGCGAGCAGUUCUGGUCGUUGUUGCGAUCCCAUCCAAAGCUUCAAGACAAAGUUCUCAAUCUUCGCACCCUCGCUCACGUCCAUAACCCGGAGUUGUAUGGCAAUACCCGUGCUCUCCUUGAGAGUCGCGGUCUGGGAAACUAA
Messenger RNA from Penicillium crustosum, 1722 nucleotides. RefSeq lists its product as uncharacterized. The transcript is spliced from 3 exons. The record is from RefSeq and is a predicted model, not a curated record. NCBI's taxonomy places the organism in Eukaryota, Fungi, Ascomycota, Eurotiomycetes, Eurotiales, Aspergillaceae. The coding region runs from base 1 to 1722 and encodes 573 amino acids.